Molecule: messenger RNA, 3187 nt
Organism: Sarcophilus harrisii (Tasmanian devil)
Lineage: Eukaryota; Metazoa; Chordata; Mammalia; Dasyuromorphia; Dasyuridae
Gene: CLIC2
Product: chloride intracellular channel 2
Exons: 6
Coding region: 253-990 (245 amino acids)
Source: RefSeq, a predicted model, not a curated record
CCCUUUUGCCCCUCCUUGAUUGAAAACUUUAAAGUCAACAGGAAGAAGGAAAAUGAAUUCAAGAACUUCCCCUAAGUGUUUCAAGUUUAGUCACCCCAUAUCUUGAUAAAAAGGGUCUGCCCCUAGUCCUAGCCCUUCCCAGCCAGAGGCUACUGCGAGAAGACUGACUGCUUCCUGGGCACCACAUAGCCCUCUGUGCUUUGGUGGGGGUGGUCUGCUCGCAGCCGGCAGCAGUGCAGAAAGCAAGAUAAGAUGGCAGGCUUGGGGUCCAGCGCCAAACAGGAGCCCGAGAUCGAGCUUUUUGUCAAGGCUGGUUUUGAUGGGGAGAGCAUUGGAAAUUGUCCCUUUUGCCAACGCCUCUUCAUGGUCCUCUGGUUGAAAGGAGUCAAGUUCAAUGUGACAACUGUUGACAUGACCAGGAAACCGAUAGAGCUGAAAGAGCUAGCCCCGGGAACCAGUCCUCCUUUUUUGUUGUUUAACAAGGAACUGAAGACAGACUUCAUUAAAAUCGAGGAGUUUCUAGAGCAGGUCCUGGCUCCUCCAAGGUAUCCACGUCUGAGUCCCAAGUAUAUGGAGUCCUUUGAUGUGGGGUCUAACAUCUUUGCCAAGUUUUCUGCAUAUAUUAAGAACACACAAAAGGAUACCAAUAAACAUCUGGAGAAAGCUUUGCUGAAGGAAUUUAAGCGUCUAGACAUCUAUCUGAAUACCCCUCUUCCCGAGGAAAUUGAUCAUGACACCAUCGACGAAAUCGUGGUCUCCAGAAGGAUGUUCCUGGAUGGAGAUCAGCUGACCCUGGCGGACUGCAACCUGCUCCCAAAGCUGCAUAUCAUCAAGGUGGUUGCCAAGAAAUAUCGGAACUUUGACAUCCCCCAGGAAUUCUCUGGAGUCUGGCGCUAUCUGGGAAAUGCUUACGCCCGAGAGGAGUUCAGCCACACAUGCCCUGCAGAUAAGGAGAUCGAAAACACUUACGCAUCUGUGGCUAAAAAAUGAAAAAUUCAGGCUGCGUGUUCCAAAGCAAUGAUAGCCAUGCAGGCUACCUUUUGUAUCACAUCCCUACUUCUGCUAGAAAUGUCGGUAAAAAUGUUUAGUUUGAAAGAGUAUUCUCUGCUUUCUGUCUAGCCAGCCAUACCCAGAAUCCACCUGCAAUUUCUGUGUGGCCUCAGGCUUUCCCAAGCUUCCAGCAUCCUGAUGGCAAAUCCAUUUGAUUCCCGAAUCCCUAAAAUGUGUUAGGUAAAUCUCAACAGAAUCAGAGUCUAAAUUGUCUGGUGAACUUGAUACCCCAGCCCAAGAUCCUGGAUGAAAUCAUUUAAGCGGUGAAGCGUCUCUUAACACUACCCCGACUUUGGAGCUCCCCUUACAAAGUGGGCCUUUGUCGGGUCAAUUUGUUUUACAAGCAAGACAUCGGCAGGUCAAGAUUCUGAACCUGAAAAAAACCUAUAUUCCUGGCCUCCCCCGCCCCCGUCUAAGCGCCCAUUCCACUUGAGUCAGGGGAAGAGAAUAAGCAUUUGUAUGGCACCUACCGUGUGCCAGAUUCUGUGAUAAGUAUUCCAAAAUAAUGAAAGCCAACCCUCCAGUCUUAGGAACGUCAAUACACCUCAUGCUUCUAGAUGAUUAGACUAUAUCCGUCACUAUAUUGAAAUGCUACCAAACUGUUAACUGAUUAUUAGCCAUCUAUCAAUGAUAAACCCAAGUAAAAUGAUGAAAAGCCGAGAUGCAGACAUGUUCUGUCAUAAAAUGGACUCAGCGAUUGAAGUCACUAGCUUAAAAUUUUCUAUCCCCGGUACAACAUAGUUAAUAUUUUUCUUGCUUUUAGUAGAACAGCGGAUGAUGCUCCCCUCCCCCACAAUUUAGGUAAACUAUAGAAAAAGGGAGAUAUGGAGGGAAAUCUCUAGCCCCCAAGGGACUUUGAUUUUCCCUCAAAGAGGGACAGAACUCCCAAAUUUAAAAGACGCACCAGUAGAUAUAGGGCUAAAUUGCUCUGUGUGUGCAUAUAAAUCAAAUGUGGUAUUUCUCUAUCCAUAGAUUUGAGGAAAACUUGGCAGCAUAUAUUACGCCCCUACUACGUGCUAAGUGUCAGGGAUACAAAGGAAGGCAAAAAUACAGUUCUCAAGGAGCCCACCCUUUAUGGAGAGCCGGAGCAGAGGGAAGGUUCUAAAAUUAAGAGGGAGCAGGAAAGACGUGCUGCAGGAAGUAAGUCUUCAGCUGAGACUCAGAGGGAGCCAAGGGAGCCCAGCAGGGGAGAUGAGAAGAGGAAACACUCUAGGCAUAAGGAACAGCCAAUGAAAACAUUCGGAAAUUGGGAGAUGGAGUGUGUUGUUUGAAGAACAACAAGGGGGUUAUAGUGUCACAUUGGAUCAUGUUAGGAUGGGGUGGAAUAAGGUGUAAGAAGACUAGAAAGGAAGGAGGGGGCUUGAUGCUGAAGAAAUACGAAGGGGGGUUGUAUUUGAUCCUGGAGGCAAUAGGGAGCCGCAGGAGUUAAUUGAAUAAGGAGGUGACGUGAUCCAACCUGCAAUUUGGAAAGAUCCUUUCGGUGGCUGGAUUGAAGAUGGACUGGAGUGGGGAGAGACCUGUGGCAGGUAGACCCUCCCAGAAGCUAUUGCAAUCAUCUGGGCGGGAGGUGGUGAGGGUCUGCACCAGGCUGAGGGCGGUACCUGAGAAUUGGGGCAUAUUCGAGAGAUAACUCCAAGGUAGAAACAAUAGGACUUAAAUGAUUAUCCAGAUGAUUAUUCAAAGGAAUCAUCCAUGCUGUACACACAGGGCAACGCAGAAUAAAGUACUGGGUAAAUAUUAGCUAUUUUUGAAAAAUAAAAUAUCACUGAGAGGCAGCCUUGGCCUAGUGAACAGAGAGCUCGGAGCCAAGAGAGCUGGCUUCAGAUCCAGCCUAUUGUAGGGAACUAGAAAAGUUACUUCCAUUCCUAAUUCUGGCAGUCCGAAAAAUCACAGAAAAGGCACCCGACUGAUGGAUGGGCUUUCAUCUCCUUGGCGUUUCCUAAGCCAGUAGAAGCACCUCUGGUCUGGGCUUUAAGUCAAACACCAGCACAUGUUAUUCACAGACAAAUCAGUGAACAGAAGCUCUGGAAUCCUGAGACUGUUUUGGUAUUAAAACAUGUAUUCUUCUUCUUACAUUAUUAUUAGUCACUUUUUCCUAUUUUAUAACAUCCUGAAUAAAAACCAAGUUUGUACUUUC